Molecule: messenger RNA, 3543 nt
Organism: Funneliformis caledonium
Lineage: Eukaryota; Fungi; Glomeromycota; Glomeromycetes; Glomerales; Glomeraceae
Source: the annotation of a GenBank genome assembly
AUGCCUCAACAAUCACCGUUUACUGCGGAAAUUGCUGCGGCAGGUCGAACAAUGGAGCAACAAAUGGUUCAAAAGCUCAAGUUGAAUCGUGGUUUAUACUCGGAUGGGCAUAGCAUACAACCAAGCAACGAAGCUAUUUUUACCGAUGAUGGCGGAUUGGACAUCAUCUUAUAUAAAGGGGAACCAAUAGUUUACACGAAUAUAAACGAUCCCAAAUCACCCACAAAUUUGUUCGCAUUCAACAAUGAUGAUGAUGGAGUUAAAUCACGUUUACAACAUUUCGAUGCUUGUAUUAAUUUUCCAAUCGCUGAAUUCUCUUAUAGAGGUGAAUUGUUGAAAAAUUUUUCGAAAUUUUCGAAUGAAGACGACGAACAAUCAUUUGGCCACGCAUUCGCAAGGAAAGUUUUGGUCGGUGGUAAAUUAUUUAUCAAGAACUUUAAUUUAGCUAGCACAAAACAAAUAGAUACCUUACAAUCCCAUUUAACUGGAACAUAUCAUUCGGUCAAACAUAAUAAAGAAAAUCCAUUUAGUUAUAUCGAAUGGCGUAAUUUACCGAAGGUAGUAACGUCAAAUGGGCAAGUGAUCAAAACCCAGCGAAAUUUAGUCACAUGGAUGAGUAAUCUGUAUCAUAAGAAUAUGUUUGAUAUCAUUUCUUAUAACGAUAUCAUUCCCGUUCAAAAAUUAAGAUCUAAUAAAUUUUCAGCAGAUGACGUUAAAAUUCCUAAAGAAAUACAACCCGGGGUUGCUAAUUUUGGGGAAAAAUUAAGUUUUAAGAGGUGGGCGGAGCACGCCUAUUUAUUUCUUCAACUUCAAGGGUUAACAUUUAAUAAGGUUUAUAAGAAUUAUGAAGCGGAUAUUAGCAAGAAGGUUGCCUUUAAGUUCAUCGAUAUUCCUGUAAUAAAUUCAAUUAAAAAAUCUUAUUUGAAACUUUUAAAGCCGUCAACGAAUUUAGAACAAUUUUUCAUAUCUAAUAAUAUUAACGUUCCGGCUAAAGGUGCAAGAUCUUUUCCGUUCAUUAAAAAAUAUUUGUUCGAUAAUCUUGGUAACAAGGACAAUGUUCGUUUGGUAGUAAAAUGUGAACGAUAUGAAAUUCUCAUAAAUAAGGCUCAUAUCAAGCUCGCAAAGGGAUUUGAAGAAUCUAUAGAUAAAGCAAUUAAUAGCAUAGAACCAUAUAAUUCUUUACAAGAUACCUUUGAUGAAUUUGGGCAUUUAUUUCCACAGAGAAUCGUCUUGGGAAGAUCGUUUCAUAGCACUUUACCAGAUCUUUCAUCUGAUACGUUUGAUGAGAUUAGUUUGGAUUCCGAAUCCUUAAAGACGCAAUUAGAUCAUUUAAACGUGUCAUAUCUUUUAACGCAAGAUGGAGACGUUAUCGAUGUUGAUGAUGACGUUGAAUUAUUUAAUCGGAUUCAAGAUACGAAAUCCGAUUUAGAAAUCAUUGAAUAUGAUCAGAUCAUCCCAAUUGAUGAUAAUACUGAACAUUUUAAACGUGUAAAUAUCGAACCAUCUCUGAAAGGUAGAAAUUAUGAAGUUUAUGGUUCGAUUAUUUCGGGAGAUGAGAAAUUGGAAGAUUGUUGUAUUAAUUUUGAGAUGCGUGAUUUUAAUGGUUUUUCCGCAAUUAUAAAAACUUCCCAUCUUACUUAUAUUAGUAUAUCAGAAUGUCGUAUGUUAUGGAUGAUUGUCGGAAUUCCUUCGGAAAUGUCGGUUUUUAGUCCAAAUAAUCGAGAUUUUAAAGUGGAUUUCAUUAAAUCCCCAAUUAUCAUCAAACCAGAAAGAUCUUUUUAUUGUAAGAUCAACACUAAACAUGAAUUGAGAGAAGGGGAUAAGAUUUUUAUCAAUUCGGAUCAUUCAACAACAAACUAUGGUCCUAAUAAUAUGUUUCAGUUGGUCGGUUGGGAACGUCACGCUUUCGAUGUUCAGGUCACGAAUUUCACUUAUGAUAGAUCAAGAUUUUUUAAACUUGAUUUAAUUAUAUGUAUCAUAUAUUAUCAUGGUAGGUUAUUAAGUAUCGAUAAUAACGAGGAGAGAUUUUCUUUAAAGUCAAUCGGGUAUACUACGACCAGAGAAAACUGCAACCCUGAUAUUGAGGUGAAGAAAAAGGUUCCUCUUGCGGACAAAGGUUUCGAGGAUUUUCAAAUGAUUGCUUCAAUAGAUAUUGGAACCACGUACUCGGGAUUUGGAUACACAAGUAGGACAAAUAGGGAGAUCAUCAUAAAUGAAAUUUGGUCGGAUCGAAGCAAAUCACCAAAGACCGAUACCAUGUCACUUCAUAAUGUUUGUAAUUAUGAUUUUGCUUCUGCGGAGUAUUCCAAAUGUGAUAAUAUUGCAGAUAUAUGGAGUUGUUUUUAUAAAUUAUUUGGAUUAGUCGGGUCAACCUUAAAUUCAGACAUGGACAUUAAAAUCAUGUUUUCGGUUCCUUCAAAAUGUUCUUAUCGAACAAAGGAUGUUAUACUUAACAUGUCUUUAGAAGAAAGAACAAUUCAAACAAUUUCAGAAAGUGAAGCAGCGGCUAUAUAUUGUAUGAACAAGAUAAGAGAAGAAAACUUAUCGGUUAAACCAAUGUCACAAUUUUUGGUUGUUAAUUGUGGAGGUGUUUCAGUGGAGUUAACUCUGAGACAACUUUUACCAGACAACAAAUUGGCAGAAAAAUCCUUGGGUUCCAGUGGAAAUUGUGGAUCAAUCUACGUGGAUAGAAAAUUACUCGUAUACGUCUCAAAAAAAAUUGGUCUGGAUGCUUUGGAUCUACUUCAAACCAAACAUCAUGAACAAUUACGAUCAUUGAUUCGGCGAUGUCAAGAAAUAAAACAUUCAUUUACUGGAAACAAGGAUGAUGAUAAUAUUUUUGAAAUUAACCUUGAAAAGAUUUGUCCUGACAUCAAAAAAUACGCUGUUGGAACAUGUAAGGAUGAAUUGGAAAAGAAUAAUUGGAUUAUAAAAUUCCGUUAUGAUAACGUCAAAAAAAUUUUUGAUCCCAUCAUUAAACAAAUCAUUCUACUAAUUCAUGAACAACUAACUUUUAGUGAUAAUUGUUCUACAAUCUUUUUGGUAGGAGGUUUUAGUGAAUCGAUAUAUUUACAAAAUUGUAUUAAACAAGAAUUUAAGUAUUUAGUUUCAAACGUUUUUGUGCCAAAUCAACCGAUUACUGCGGUACUAAGAGGAGCGCUUGAGUACGCAUUAAAUCCCAAUUCAAUUGCUACAAGAAUCAUCAACAUGACUUAUGGUAUUAAGCAAGAUGGAAUGUUUAAGAGGAUAGUCAAAAUAGGUACCGAAGCACAUGAGAAUCAAGAAUUUGAAUUGGAACUAUCGCUAAUUCAGGAAAAUCGGUUAAGAUUUCCAAUUGAUCUAUACACUACAUCUCUAAGGAAUCCUAAAUUUUGCGAGGAUGAUGGUGUUGAUUUGAUCGCGAAUAUUAAAAUAAGUGCUCCAAAAUCUUGGUACGACAAGUUAUACCUAGUGUUGAUAUUUGAUCAAAGUGAAAUUCGCGUUUACGUAAAAAAUCAAUAUGGAAGGUAUAUAACAGCUGGUUUGGAAUAUUUGAACCAUUAA